AUGGCCCUCAUCACCCGCCCACCUCGCCCCUCACAUGUCCCUCAUCACCCGCCCACCUCUCCCCUCACAUGGCCCUCAUCACCCGCGCCCACCUCGCCCCUCACAUGGCCCUCAUCACCCGCCCACCUCGCCCCUUGUUUCGCCCUCACUGAAUGCUGCCCUUCUCUUCCCUCUUCCAUCUCGUCCUCAGCUGUCCCAUAUUCCCGUGCGAGUAAACGAGCGAGGUCUGACGACGAAGUGGGAGCCACAGACGAAGGCGUGACGAAGUCUUCCCCUACUGACCACCAAGCAGUUCAGUCGUCACGCGCUUGCCACUCGCCCCUGGUAUCUCCUUCGUCGAUUCCUUCCCAUGCCCAAGAAUCGUCAGACGCUCAGUCCUUGGCCAUGCUUCCUGCACUUUCAUCUUCAGGCUCUCCUCUGCCCCCACCACCUCCUUUAAAUUCCACUUCCCCUCAUACAAACCUUGCCUCACCUCCAUCAGCAGCCACCCCUCCUUCUCAUCCGUGUAGCUCUUCGUCGUCUCUCGAGGCUCAUUCCUCCAUCAGGGACCUCACUAAUAGCACCAGGAAAGAUCCUCCCAGAGAUCAUCGGACGUUUGAGACCGUUGACUCUUCAGCUGGAAGCUUCCAGGUAAAGGUUGACCGUUCAAGUCCCAAUAUUGCGGACAGUUCGCAAAAUCAAUCAUCGAAUGCGUUGGACACACUCAUGAGACUUUUCCCAGGGCGACGAGUUCCAGUUUUGGAAGCCGUGCUGCUUCACAGCGGAGGAGACGUUCUACGAGCCAUCCAAACUCUGCUGUACUCCUCCGGCACCACAGAAUCUUCAGAUACUGGCUACAAGAACGGAAAUGAAACAGCAGCUGAUAAUUUAAAUAUUAACAGCCGACUUAACCAACGGGUAGUGGCCGAUAGUCGCAAUGUGACUCGUUCUUCACCUUCGCAUCUGCCGCCACCACCGCCGACCAUCCAGCGGUCUCCUGAACCUCACCGGCCCUACGACUUCUUCCAGGACCCAAACAACAUGCUCAGGUCGCCUGCCUUUAGCCCGCUCUCCACCAGCAGCCUCGGUCGCUUCCCGUACUCACAUCACGCGUUCUUGGGACUUCCAUACUCUCCUUUCCUGCAUCCAAGGCCUGAAUAUUAUCCGCCUUUGAAUCUAUCCGCACACCAGCCCAUUCCUCCACCCUUGUCCCCCACCUCGGUACAUUCAUCGUAUCCACUCUUGCAUCACACUUCUACCUCUCCUCUGCCCAACGACCAGUCGCUCUCACCCUCGUCCACUCACGAGCAGGACUCCGAUUGA
Hyalella azteca is the source of this 1302-nucleotide messenger RNA. RefSeq names its product sialidase-like. Lineage: Eukaryota; Metazoa; Arthropoda; Malacostraca; Amphipoda; Hyalellidae. The transcript is spliced from 2 exons. Gene Ontology annotation, molecular function: ubiquitin binding. The record is from RefSeq and is a predicted model, not a curated record. The coding region runs from base 1 to 1302 and encodes 433 amino acids.